UAUUAGUAUGAGGCUCCUCUCCUCCGUCUCCUGGGUCCCAUUCUCAGUGGCAUCAUCAACGCCUAAAGCAGCUGCUCCAUACAUGCAACUGUGGAUUGGCGCCACAAAUCUGAGGAUGGACAAGAAGGGAGAAGAAGGAAAGGAACCGAGUGCAAAGGCGAGAGAGGCCAUUGUUGAAUUCAUGCCUGAGGUUCAUCAAAUGCAACAGCUCGUAGCCACCGAGACGUCUGGCGGUUGGGAGAAAUGUUGGGAGCAGGGAGUGACACCAUGGGAUUUAGGACGCCCAACACCUAUCAUCUUACAUCUCCAUCAGACAGGUGCCCUUCCUAAGGGCAGGGCUUUAGUCCCUGGAUGUGGCUCUGGUUAUGAUGUGGUAGCAAUGGCAUGCUCUGAACGCCAUGUUGUUGGAUUGGACUUCUCGCACACGGCUAUUGAGAAAGCAAUAGAGUUGUCUUCCUCAUUACCAAAUUCAAGUUACUUUACAUUCUUGAAGGCAGACUUCUUCACUUGGUAUCCACCUGAGCUGUUUGAUCUUAUUUUCGAUUACACGUUCUUCUGUGCUAUCGAACCAGAGAUGAGAUCAAGAUGGGCAUGCAAAGUUCAAGAAAUGUUGAAACCUGAUGGAGAGCUCUUAACACUGAUUUUUCCGAUCAGUGAUCAUGUUGGUGGGCCUCCGUAUAAAGUAUCAGUCUCCGACUAUGAAGAGGUGUUGCAUCCCAUGGGCUUCAAGGCAGUAACCAUUGUUGAUAAUGAACUUGCUAUCGGAGCUCGCAAGGGAAGAGAGAAAUUUGGAAGAUGGAGGAGGGAUACAACGCAAUCCUUACUUUGACGAGAAUACAAACACUCUUGAUGCAUGAUCCUCAUUUCUUCGGGAGGAGGGCACAUUGAGCAUCAACAUGAAUGAUGGUUUCUGAAGGAGUUGAAUCGCCAUCUCCUUGCUGUACAAGAUCCACGCCCAUCAUUGACUUGAAUCCUCUGGGAUUCUAUUCGCAUUUGAAUGUCUGUUCUAUCAUUUACAAGUGAGAAUAAUAUCAACCUUGAAGAAUAAUAUGAUGAAUGUCUGUUCUUUA
This is a messenger RNA of Populus nigra (black poplar), 1070 nucleotides long. RefSeq names its product probable thiol methyltransferase 2. The record is from RefSeq and is a predicted model, not a curated record. Gene Ontology annotation, molecular function: S-adenosylmethionine-dependent methyltransferase activity. The transcript is spliced from 8 exons. The coding region runs from base 8 to 829 and encodes 273 amino acids. NCBI's taxonomy places the organism in Eukaryota, Viridiplantae, Streptophyta, Magnoliopsida, Malpighiales, Salicaceae.